Molecule: messenger RNA, 1630 nt
Organism: Cyphomyrmex costatus
Lineage: Eukaryota; Metazoa; Arthropoda; Insecta; Hymenoptera; Formicidae
Product: sodium/bile acid cotransporter 7
Exons: 5
Coding region: 494-1561 (355 amino acids)
Cellular component (GO): plasma membrane
Source: RefSeq, a predicted model, not a curated record
UGCGACUUAAAAUUUGUGUUUACGAUGUUGGAUGGAGAAAAAAUUGACAGGUCACAUUGAUCAUAUACAGGGUUGAUAAAUAAUGCAUCACUUCUAAUUUCUUUCCAUCAGGAGCGUCGUAGAAAAAAGUUGAUAUUAUUGUUAGUUUACAUCCACUUCCUCAGAGGGCAGUAGUGCGCGGCAGUCAUCUGUCUCAAGAAUCUCAAAGCACAAAGGUGUGAUUUGUAACGGAACUAAAAGGAGUUCUUGAUUGUAAUUUGCAUCACUAUUUUGGAUUUCGAGCUUCAGAAAAGAGGGGGAAAUUUUUUAUUGAUUUUGUUUCGUCUGAUUCUAUCUUGAAGAUGUUUGUGGCUCGAUUACAUUGCUCGGUUCUCUUAGUGCGAAUGGAGGUGCUCCGAAGUUAAAUGAGGAACAAUAAUAUAAUUCUUCGCGAACGGUGUCGCCGACUAAUAGAUAACCUCUCCAGUGUCGUACAUUUCAAAAUAAUUAAAAAAUGAGUGCAAAUAUCAAUCUACAACCAAGAAAGAAAAUUAAUCUUUUAUAUCGAUAUGGAUAUGUUCUAUUGAUGCUCGCAUGCAUGGUACUUGCAACUAUUCAAUCACAUAUUGGCGCAACAAACGGUAUAAUCAACGGUAACUUUAUUAUUCGCUAUUUCGCUGUGCCUUUAAUGUACUUAGAAGCCGGAUUAUCAUGCGAUCCCAAGUCUCUUUACUCAACAUUGAGGGACGGCUAUCUUCUGACAUUUGUGAUGGUUUUCGUAUAUAUUUUGAUGCCCUUUUUAGUACGAAUCGGGACAUACUUGUUAAUGACCUAUGCGAAAGUUAAUAUAUGGCUGCUAAAAGGAAUGGAGGUCCUUUACUGUAUGCCACCGCCAUUUAGUACUGGACUUGCUUUGUGUCGUUUGGCACAAGCUGAUUUACCUACGAGCGUAAUUACCACGCUAGUGUCGCACUUUGGAGGAUUAUUCUUAUCUCCUAUUUUAUUGUAUCUAAUGUUAGGAACAUCUACUCCACCAUUAGUUGGGAUCAACAUUAGAGAAAUUAUAUACAGCACACUUUUUCCCUUGGGAAUGGGCAUCAUCCUCCGGAUGUUCAUAUUGAAAAAUAAAUUCUUGGAUGUUAAUACAAGUUGGUUUUCCCAAGGUUUAUUGCUGAUAAUAGCAUAUCACUGGUUUUGCGAUGCUGUUGUGGCAGAUGCUUCAUCGUUGCAAGCAGUCGAUGUACUGUUCUGCGUACUUAUUGGUAAAAUAUUUAACUUAUAUAAUUUCUUAAUUAUUUCUCAUCUUGGAUUCAACGCUAUAUAUGUAUCUUUUCAAGCAUGCCUGGCUCAGAUCUUUCUUAGCAGUUUAUGCUGGAUUUUAUGCUCCCAGUGGUUACCACGAAAUGUUCUGUUGGCUGCAUUAUUUACCAGCACUCACAAAUCCGUUAGUCUCGGCGGUUGGAUCUUACGUGGAGCAUAUCACGGCUCAGCUCACGGGCCAGCAGUGAAUUUACCAUUGAGGAUAUUACCUGUUGCGCAAUUGUUGCUAGGUAGUUUGUUAGCCAGCUGGCUGGCUCCAUGAAAAAAAAACUGAAUCAGUAGAAUUACGGAUAAAUUUUAGAAGGAAUUUAAUGACAUUGAAUUAUUAAAA